Macrosteles quadrilineatus (aster leafhopper) is the source of this 513-nucleotide messenger RNA. RefSeq lists its product as uncharacterized. The transcript has a single exon. The coding region runs from base 1 to 513 and encodes 170 amino acids. The record is from RefSeq and is a predicted model, not a curated record. NCBI's taxonomy places the organism in Eukaryota, Metazoa, Arthropoda, Insecta, Hemiptera, Cicadellidae.
AUGCUUUUCGAACCCCGCAUAUAUUGGCAGCUGAUGGUGACAAACCCAUACCCUGAAGCGGCAGGGAUUCUACGCACACAAACCUUAGUAGAUGGUGUCAUUGCAGGUGGUGAUUCUGGGGAAGAAGCUUUGAUUCUUCAAAAACAACUUAUCUUGCUGUUGGAACGGGCCGGUUUCGAGUUACGCAAGUGGACUUCAAACUCCAGUCGACUGCUACAAGAUCUAACAGAUGGUCACAUAGAGUCACCGGUAUUUCUUCAAGAUGGCCGACAACCUCAUUUUACCAUACUAGGCAUACACUGGUCAUUGGCUACUGACAGUUUCACCUAUAAUUUGAAUUUACCUCAGAAUUCUAGAACAGAGCGUCAAGUGCUCAGUGUUAUUGCACAGACCUAUGACCCCUGUGGUAUCGUAUCUCCUAUUGUAAUGUGGGUGAAGCAGUUUGUGCAGCUCAUAUGGACUAAAGGACUGAAUUGGGACCAACCUCUCCCGCCUGAACUUCUCGAAAUGUGA